This is a messenger RNA of Pogoniulus pusillus (Red-fronted tinkerbird), 4250 nucleotides long. It is a transcript of the gene LRRC45, whose product is annotated as leucine rich repeat containing 45. Lineage: Eukaryota; Metazoa; Chordata; Aves; Piciformes; Lybiidae. The coding region runs from base 556 to 3033 and encodes 825 amino acids. Gene Ontology annotation, molecular function: protein binding. The record is from RefSeq and is a predicted model, not a curated record. The transcript has 17 exons. Gene Ontology annotation, cellular component: centrosome.
GCUUGGUAGAGGAGAGAGCAAGCAGCAGCAAAAUGGCAGGGGACAAAAAAACGUUGAGAUCGUUCUUCCUCGAGCUAGAUUGAAGACGAGCCAGGUGUUCCUUGGCAGGUCAUGAACUUCUGCUGGCAGGCCCUAUGGCUCAUGAGGCCUCUAGAAGUCUAGAAGCUGUAAGGAGAGAGCAGCAAAGGCGAUCAGCAGAUCUACUGCGUCCCAAACUUCUCCCAGAAGGAAGACAGUUAAGCUGCUUCAGCCCACAUCCUCCCCCCGUGCAGCCACGUCCAUACCAACUGCGGCAGCACUUUCUCCACAUGCUCGAUGUCCACCUUCGCCAGGUCCUCGGCCUGUGCCUGCCGUGCUGCCCGUGCCGCCGCUUCUGCCGUGCAGAGAAGGUGCGGUCAGAGGGGCCGCGGAGGAAGACGCGGCCCCACGGGCCCUGCUCCCUGCAGGAGACUGAUCACCGACCCGCACGGAGCAGAAUCGCGGCUAGGGGUGGCGAGCCGAAAGCUCGGAGAUAGCUGAGGUGGUGGUGUCCUCUCGACCCCGUAACGCGCCGCUAUGGCGGCUCAGGCAGACCCCGAUCCCGGCACCGGGAGAAGGUGCUGCACGCUCACCUCGGACGAAGACCUUCAGCAUCUCCGCCAUCAGCAGCUGCGCGUCGCCGUUAACUGCAACGACAAAGUACUUAUGGGAGACGGGAGCCCGCGGCCCUCUGCCCGGGCCCGCCCGCCGCCGCCGCCGCGGUACCUCGGGUCCUGCUGUCGCGGAAGUGGAGGCGGAGCAGCCGGUCCACGGUCUCCUGCGCGGGAAGGGGAGCUGGUGAGCGGGGCGAGGCAGAGCAGCCCGCGGCCCGAACCCCCCGCCCGGUCCCGCCGCACCUUUUUGAAACCGUCUUCCCGCUCCUCCAUGGCGCCGCCGCUGCCCGCCUCCCGGAAGCGCGCGCCGCGCGGGGGCGUGGCCGCCUCCGCCGUUCCGUUGGCGUCAGCGCCGCGUGCGGCCGGUACCGGUACCGCGGCGGCAGCCAUGGAGGAGUUCCGGCAGGCCUACGCGCGGCUGUGCGCGGCGCCGCAGGAGGCUGUGUUGCGGAGGCUGCGGGAGCGCGGAGCGGCACCGGGCCGCGGCUGCCUGGACCUGGCGGCUCAGAGCCUCUCGCUGGAGACGUGCGGAGCGCUCGGCCGGCUGCUGCCUGGCGCCGCGCCCUUCACCGAGCUGGUGCUCGGUGACUGCGGCUUGAGCGAGGAAGGUGUAAAACUUCUGUUGCACGGUCUUUGCUCCAACAGCACAGUCAAGUCUUUGGAUCUGAAGGGCAAUAACCUGCGAACUGUGGGAGCUGAGGCAUUGGGAAAACUUCUCCAGCAGAACAGAUCCAUCAGGAGCUUAAUCUUGGAAUGGAACAACCUUGGCGUGUGGAAGGAGGGUUUCUCCCUUUUCUGCCAAGGACUGGAAGCAAACAACGUUCUCCAGCGGCUAGAUCUACGCAAUAACCAGAUCAAUCAUCAAGGGGCUGGAGAGCUGGCCAUGGCACUGAAAGAAAAUGCCUGCCUUCAGGAGCUGGAUUUGCGUUGGAAUAAUAUUGGGCUUCUGGGUGGCCGAGCUUUGCUGAACUGCCUAUGCAGCAACAAGACCCUGAAGAAGCUGGAGCUGGCAGGGAACAACGUUCCUAGUGACAUCCUGAAAGCUGUGGAACAAGCCGUGGAUCACAACCGAGACCGUGCAACUAUCCUGAGUGAGAUCCAGAACCGUACUCACAUACUCACCAAGGAAGUUUUGAGUCUGAAGGAUGAGAAGACCAGGCAGUUUUUGGAUAUGAUGGACACUAUAGAUAGGCAGAAAGAAGAAAUAACCAAAAGUGGCAGGGUAUCUGCAGCACGACUCUGCCAGCUUCAGGAAGCACUGGAUGAGCAGCACUCCAUUAUGAAUUCACUGAAGGCCAAGCUGCAGAUGACUGAAGCUGCCCUGACUCUGUCUGAGCAGAAGGCAAACAAUUUGAAAGAGCAGCUGAAAGUUGUAAAACAGGAACAAGCCAGCAUGGCUGAGCGCCACUCAAAGGAGCUCCAGCAGCAAAAGCAGGAAGGUGCUGCUCGGGAGGACAAGCUUUUGCGUGACUUGUCUGCUGCCAGUGAGAAAAAUCUGCUUCUAAGAAACCAGGUGGACGAGUUGGAGAGGAAAUGCAAAGUUCAGCAGGAUCAGCUAUUCCAGUUAAAACAAGACUUGACCAACACAACAGCAGAGCUGAAGCUGCGGGCUGUGCAGGCUGAGGAACGCCUGGAAAUGGAGAAGAAGAGAUUUAAACAAAGCCUGGAAGAUGUAGAAUCCCUUCGGGUAAAAGAGGUGGAUCACAUGACACAGCACAUUGAAACCAGUGAACGUUCCAUGCAGGACAGGAUCCAGAGGCUGGAGGCCAUCAGGAUAGCUCUGGAAGAGGAGCUGAGCCAAGUCAAAGCAGCUGCACUCACUGAGCGAGGCCAGGCAGAGGAGCAGUUGAUAAAAGUCCGGAAUCAGACACGGCUGGAGGAGCAGCAGCGAUUUGAACACCUAGAAGAGAAGCUGCGGAUGAUGACUGAGGCACGGGAUGAAGCUCAGAACUGUUGUCUUAAGCAAAAACAAAUGGUUGCUGAUGCCCAAGCCAAAGCCAAUCAGCUGAGCCUGCAAGCUGAUGGUCUCAGAAGGCGGUUAGAGGAACUUCAGCAGGACCUGAACAGUAAGGAGGAGGAGAAAGUGACAGAGGUGAAUAAAGUGAAAGUGGAAUUACAGGAGCAGAUUGGACACCUGCAGGCUGAACGCACAGCACAGGAUGGGCUGAGAGAGAAGAUUGCAGCCCUGGAGAGGCAGCUUAAAGCACUAUCAAGUAAUCACCGUGAGGCACUGCUGGACAAGGAAGGGGAAAUCUCUAUACUGAUGGAGAAGCUGAGAAUACGAGAGGCUGACAUCUCCAGGAUGAAGGAAGAAGAGGCCCAGCGAGCAAGUUUCUUGCAGAAUGCCAUCAUGACAUAUGUGCAGGGCUCCCCCUUGGGAACUCACAGUUCUAGGAAAUGAGAGUGUGGCUUAAAGGAUCCAGAUACCUGCUGUCAGGAAAAGGGUGAGCAACUCAGGUACAGCACCUUCUUUCUAAAUGGGAUAGCAUUGUCAGAGUGGGGCGACACAAAGGCUUGCAAACACAGAAUGCUGCUUUCGCUCUUCAGAAAUCUUGCUCCUGAGCACAUAAAGGAGAGAAAGAAGUAAUUGACCCCAGCUGGGAGAGAGGCUCAUGAGUCUGAAUUCACGAUGUGGAGCCCUUCCCCUGCACUGCUACCCAUUUGAGCUAGUUUCUGUGUUCUUUUGUACAGCUCCAGUCUGUCAGCACACCGUGUUCUUACAGGGGGCUGUAUGCUCCCUGGGCAGUUCUCCUGCUGAGCCAUUUGUUGGGGUGCUGGGACUUUUCACAGUGGAAUGACAGGCAGCAGUGUUACAGUUCCCUCAUUUACCUUGCUUUUGGGGUCCUGAAGCCACUGGAAACACCAGUUCUGACCCCUCUGUGCUUUUAUAUCCAGUGCUUAUAGAUGGAAUGACUGGUUGCAGGCUUAUACUGGCUCUUUUGCCAUGGCUAUAGUGAUGGCAGUAGAUAUGCUUUCAUUAUGAAUAGAAAUGACUAUGCAGGGGCCACUGCUGUGCAGUGACCACCCAUAUCCUCAGAGAACAGAUGGGCUUUGGCCAUGCUUCAAGCCUCUAUAACACCAACUGGUGUAGCAUGGAUGGGGUGAGACAGUGAGGGAUCAGCAUCUGUGCUUUCUCACUGUGAACUGCAGCUCUUAGCUGGAUUUCUUGUGGCCAAAUUGCGACAGGAUUUCGCUCCACAAAUGGCAGGUGUGUUCUGCUGGCUUCUCAGGAUCCUGGAGUUGAGUCCUGUUUUCUGAACCUUACCCUGAUUAGGAGCAGUGCUUCUGACUUGCCCCUGGUGUGCUGCUUCUCAGAGCACAAAGGGAAGAGAGUGCAUCCUUUUCCUGGCAAAACAAGUUCUCGUAUGGCAUGGAGAAAGGGAAGGGACAUGAGGGUCUGAACUGAAGAAAGUAGAGAGCUCAAUCAGGACAGCAGUAAGAGAGCCUCCUGUUUGUUUCUCCAGUGAGUCUGUGAUGGGAAAAAUGGACUUGCAGUACGUAAUUUAAGAGGCAACAGGAAAAAGAAAUAUUGUGUGGAUUGACCGUUUUCUGUUCAUGUUUUUUCAUAAUGAAUUUUGCUCUUCUUUUUUAAUAAAGAUAUUUUGCAUUUUGCUGUAA